UCCACUGCCAGUUCCUGGCCCACCAGCCUCCAGUGCCCAGGUCUAAAGGCCGAGGGCUGAACCCACCGUGCCCUCCCCAGCCUGUCGCCGGUGGCCGGCUCACAGGCCUGCACCCAGAAGAGGAGGUCUGCAAGCAGCAGCCGCUCACACAGCAGCUCCGAAACGUGGCUGUGACCUCCUUCUGCACAGAGCAGCAGCUGCUCCAGGAAUCACCAUUCUUAGAAUUGCAAAGAACAAAGCAUCGUAGUUCACAGAAAUGCACUAGAGUUUAUUUUUUUUCAAUUUUUAAAAAAUAUUUAUUUAUGCAUACAAGAACUGGGGUACAGGCCAGAGGCGGGGUAUGUGUGAGAGGACUCCCCAGAGACAGAGCGGGGAGCAGAACAGGCGGAUCCACUGAAACACACUGCUGAGGGGAGCAGCGGGGAGGCAGGAGAGUCUGCUGCGCCCUGUGGGCAGCUCCCUGGCCGGGGAUCGAACACGUGCUGCAGAGGCUGCGGACAGCUUCACAGCUGCUGUGCUAAACCCCUUGCGCCACCAGGGAUGCCCCGAAAUGCACUCGAUUUUAUCACUUAUUUUACAUCUCGUCUUGGGAGCAAAUGUAUUUCAGGAUUUGCUCACUUGAAGUCCACACUCUGAGCAUUCGAUUCUGUUACACACAGAAGGUGGCAAAUGUCUCCUUUGAAAAUGAAUUUCUUUAACACUUCUCAACUAGUAGAAACUACGAGCUGGAAGAUCUCUAAUUAUAAGACGAACCUUUCAAUGCGAGCACUAAUGAAGCUGUUACAGGGCAGGAAGGGGCAGCCCAGGGCCCCCAAACCUGCCCGCUCUAAACAGGUUCUGCCGUCCGCCGCGUCAGGACAGCACUCACAGACCGCGGCGGGGAGCAGCGUCCGUGCAGUGAACGUGCAGCACAGAAAAGGGGAAGAAGAGCGUUUCCAAGCCCAGCACCCAAAGUCACCCGCCCCUCAGGGGGCCAGAACCUCAGGAGUCUCCAAGGCAGCACACCCCUCCAGCGCGGACUGUGUGGCGCCCGCAGAAGGGGCAGCACCCCCCUCAACACGCCAGGGCUCGGCGAGGGCCGCAGGGUUCAUGCUCCCGGACCCACCACGGACGGGUCGGGGCGCCUCACUGGCCUGCGGCGAGCUUGCGUCAUGGGAACUGAGGCCACGGACCCGAAACACGCCCAUCCAGAGUCUCUGACCCCAAACACAGCGUGCUGGGGCCUCCAGAGGCCUGGUGGCACGGUCAAGAUGUCCGGUCAGCAGCCAGGACAGGCUGCCCGCCAGGGCGGUGCUGGUGGACGCGGGGGCAGGACCCCAGAGAAAAGCGGAGGCGACGAGCUCGGCACAGACCUUACAGCACGCCACGCCGCACGUGGGCAAGGGCCUCCGAGCUGACUCUGGCCACAUGACCCACUCCCAGCUCUGGGAGAAGCUGGAGCUACCCACACGGCGCAGCAGACCUCUCCUGUCGCACCCGUUGCUCCCCUCAGCAGUGGAUUUCAGUCAGUCUGCCUGUUCUGCUCCCCACUCUGUCUCUGUAGGUCUCCCUGAGAGCACUGGCCUCUGGCCCAGAGAGGACCACAGCGUCCCGGGAGAGUCAGCACAGCAGCGCGAGGCCGAGGGGGCCCACACCCUGCCUUCCUCAGAGGCCCUCGUCACAGUCUUCCCGGCACUUUCCCCCGAAGAGAGAAUCUGUUCGAGGCCGUGUCUUGUAUGUGAGGUCACCCCGUCCUCCGCCAUCACCCUGCGGCCUGGCUGGCUUGUGCGGUACCCUGGGGUGCUGCUGGGCUGUGUCCUCACAGGGACACGCAGCGACGACGUGACCCCCACGGGUGCCGGACCCGCACACACUACUUCCCCUCGCGGUGGGAGAAGCCCCGACUCAUGCCUGCUCUGCUGUGGGGCGCCCCCAGUCCUCAGCCUCUGCGGGCGGCACACAGGGGCCGGCCGUCCUCAUGGGAGCCGUGCUGCAUGCGCCGUGGACCAUGAGGCUUAUCCUCAGGCCCAGCUCCUGGAGGCCUGCCCAGCCCUCCCGCCCCGGCCCCUGCUGCGGGAGCCUCCUGGGCAGCUGCCCCCCUCCCCCUCCCCCCCACCGGCUCCUGUCACGGGGGCGCGGCCAGGCCUGCUCGUGACCGCGUGUGUCAUCGCUUCUGGAGGGGCGGAGCCGACAGAGAAAGCUCGCUCCCCUCGGGCACGAAGCUCAGGCCGGAGCUCGCUGCUGCCUGUCAGCCCCCGGGGGCAGCGCGAACCCGUCCAGGCUGUGCCUCUGACAGGUGCUCGCCCACGCCCGGCCCCAUGGCGCUGCCUCCCUCCCGAGGAGCCGUUUUCUGAACCGAAUCAUUGUUAACUUUGCCCCUUUGUCGUCCAUGAGCCCGGUGCGGGGCGCAGAGGGUUCCUGUGCCGCUACCCACUCAGGUUUGUCCCCCCCACUCCCGGCCUGUCUGCCCUGUCUGCCCCCGCCGAGCCGGCCCCACGGGGGCGCCUGUCAGAGGGAAGACGCCGGGGCCUUCCACCUGCUGCCCCAGAAACGGCCCCUUGUCUCCAGGCAGAGCCUGCUCCCCCGCCCUGCCAGUGCCCCCGCCCCGGCGCGUCCAGGGGAGGCGCUCUCCGACGGGCAGACACCGGCAGGAAAGAUGGCUGACAGGCUGCCGACCUUUCCUGAAGAACAUUAGCUUGUCCCUACAGCGGACAUGAAGAAAACACCCCGAGGCGUCCCCGCGCGCAGCCGCCGCGCCCCGGGUGGAGGAAGGCUUUGGGAGCAGAGGCGGGCGGGCG
Talpa occidentalis (Iberian mole) is the source of this 2777-nucleotide messenger RNA. RefSeq names its product actin-binding protein WASF1-like. The record is from RefSeq and is a predicted model, not a curated record. Bases 1408 to 2349 code for a protein of 313 amino acids. The transcript has 7 exons. Lineage: Eukaryota; Metazoa; Chordata; Mammalia; Eulipotyphla; Talpidae.